UCAGAGAUCAGCUGUGAUUCUCUGGUCUCAGCUCUGAAGUCCAACCCCUCCCAUCUGAAACAUCUGGACCUGAGUCACAACGAGCUGCAGGUUUCAGCAGUGAAGUCUCUAUCAGAUCUUGUGGAGAGUCCAGACUGCAGCCUGCAGACUCUGAAAACCAACGUUAAGGUGUUUGAAGCUUCCAGAAACAAAACCUGGGUCUCUGACGUCAAACUGGAGCAGAACACAGCAAACACAGAGCCUGACCUUUCUGAGGAUGAACCGAAGCUGAUGACGAGUUCAUCGAGCUUCACACCUGAAAUGCAAACAGAGUCUGCACAGAUCUUAUACAGGUUCAGGUGUCCUGGCCCAGGUGUGUUCCAGUGUACUCAGACUGGACUGGUGUUUGCUAUGGCUAAAGGGGCGGAGCUGCGGUACAGGAUCGUUCAAUGGGAUGAGAGCCGCCUCACACCAGCCGGCAAGAUGGCUGCAGGACCGCUGUUCAGCAUUCAGUGUUCUGAGGAUGCAGUUCGUCGGCUCCACUUCCCACACUGUGAGACAGAGGAUGCGCUGCGUCUGGACAACCAGCUGUCUGUUGUCCACUUCACUGACGAAGGAAUGAGCAUGUUGAAGCCGCUGCAGAUCACUGACACCCAUGUGGUCGUGGAGGUCGCUCACCUCUCUCUCUUCGGCCUCAUCUGGAAUACGAUUGAAAGAACGCUCUCACUCCCAGUACGUGGCCAAGUGGUGCUGUUCCUCCGGCCUCCAGGGAGAGCGCCUCGGACACUUCAUGUGUUUCUGCUGCAGAAAAACGUCCCUGUGGAACAGGUUGCUGCCAAACAAGGAAAAGCAGAAUACAUCCCGAUCUCAGCUGAGUGUUUUUUGAACACUGGUCAGAAUUACAGUGUCCUCUGUGAACAGGAGGGUUUGGAAAUACAGCCCCUGAGGGCAAGCUUUUUCUCACAUUUUGGACCAAACUUCCACCCAACAUUUGAGGUUUUCCUGACGACAGACCCAGAUAAAGUGACUUUGAUGGUCCAGGACCAAGAGAGGACGGAAGUCUGGAGACGUCAUGUUUAUGUGAGAGAUCCUAAACGGGACACAGAGCAGAGAGUCCCACCACAGGAGUGGCUGUUUGCAGUUCGGACAGAGUUGGUUCAGGGAUUGUCAGACGUUACUGUCAACCAGCUGCUGGACCGACUCUAUGGGAACGGUGUCAUCAAUGAAGAAGAGAAGAACGCCAUCAGAGCACAGAUGGGAGCUGAUAAAGCCAGGGAACUCAUCGACAGGGUUCGCAAUAAGGGACAUGAUGCCGCUUCAGCUCUGACCACUGCUCUUAAUGAGGUCGAUUCAUUCCUUUUCAGAAACCUGAACCUGAGGCAAAAGCAAGAAAGUGUGCAGUUGCGAUGAUAACCCCUGUAAGAGCUGGCCUGUUCACACUCUCAGAUUGCCUUUGAAGGAGAAGCUCUGUUGUUUAAAGCAGCUAUGUUAGGGAACGGUCUUUGACUGUAACUGUUACCCAGUGUUUGUCAAAGUGUGGGGCGCACCCCCCUGGGGGGCCGCAGAGGCAUUUGUGGGGGAGAGCGUCUAAUGUGCUGAACUAGUGUUUUACUGUUCAGGUCAGCAGCAUCACUGGUUCACCACAAACUCAUGUCUCUGAACUGUAUAACCGCUGUGUGAUCAGGAAAGCCCUCCUGAUCACAGAGGACCCUCUCAGCCCUCCAUCAGUCCUUCCAGCUACUCCCAUCAGGCAGACGCUACAAAGUCCCACUGGCCUCAAACACAUCUAUUAAACAUCCUUCAUUCCCACUGCAGUAACCACCCUGACCAAGAUGAAAUCAGACACUGAACAGGACGUUUUAUCGGCUGCUGUUUCUUUUAGACGUCUGUGCUUUGUGAGCUCAUGUCUUAAGUGUGUUUUCAUAUGUGUCGUAUUUUUAUUGUUGGAGCCUCGUCAAAGGAGAAUUUCUGUCACUGAUUGGGACAGACAACAAGUCUAUCUAUCUAUCUAUCUAUCUAUCUAUCUAUCUAUCUAUCUAUCUAUCUAUCUAUCUAUC
Stegastes partitus (bicolor damselfish) is the source of this 2036-nucleotide messenger RNA. RefSeq names its product NACHT, LRR and PYD domains-containing protein 1-like. The transcript is spliced from 9 exons. The coding region runs from base 271 to 1389 and encodes 372 amino acids. Gene Ontology annotation, biological process: regulation of apoptotic process. The record is from RefSeq and is a predicted model, not a curated record. Lineage: Eukaryota; Metazoa; Chordata; Actinopteri; Pomacentridae.